Trichogramma pretiosum is the source of this 4111-nucleotide messenger RNA. RefSeq names its product E3 ubiquitin-protein ligase RNF123 (gene Kpc1). Gene Ontology annotation, cellular component: cytoplasm. The record is from RefSeq and is a predicted model, not a curated record. Lineage: Eukaryota; Metazoa; Arthropoda; Insecta; Hymenoptera; Trichogrammatidae. The transcript has 9 exons. Gene Ontology annotation, molecular function: ubiquitin-protein transferase activity; protein binding. The coding region runs from base 350 to 4045 and encodes 1231 amino acids.
CAAAUUAUCGUACCAUUAUGUCAGUGAUAAAUUGUUUGGUAAACAGUCAGCUAUGUAGCAUGAAUAAACUCGAUACGUAGCGCAUUGGCUGUGCAGCGAUUUUUUUAAUAAUGAUCAGUUCUCAGGAAGUGCGACGACAACAACGGCCCGUCGCAGCAAUACUUUUAUUCGAUAUUGUAACCUGAUAUGUGCGUGAUUGUUUAUAAUUGAAAAAUUUUCAAGUAUGCCAAUAUUUGACUUUUUCCACUAUCGAUAAAACGCGACGUCGCGACGCAUUUUCUGUCCGUCGACAUUCGUUUUACGACGUUACUAUGCGUGUUGUUGUUGCAGGUAUUUUUAACGUUAGACGAUGAAUUUGGUAGAGCUAGUCACUAAUGUAUUUGGAUCGCCGAUUAACGAAAAAGUUGACAGCUUCAUCCACGACACGAUUAACAAUCAAAAUGUAGAAAUACAACAGAUAAUUCAACUGAUCGAAAAUCAUAUAAGUGGCACAUUAAAGACCGAUGGAAAUGUGAAAAUUUCCGAGCAAGAUGAUAGACUCGGUAGACUUGGGCCAAAACUUGUCAGGCUGGACACGACGAAUCAUUAUGGUUUGUUUAUCGUGUCUCCUGACAGGCUGAGUGUCAACUCUCAGAGUAAUUUUAGUACAGUGAGAGCCAACACUGGAGUUUUCAAGGGUAAAUGGCAGUAUGAGGUGCAAUUAGGUUCCAAUGGGGUUAUGCAAAUAGGUUGGGGUACAGCAGAUUGUAAAUUUAGUCAAGAAUCUGGUGUGGGUGAUAUGGUGAAUUCGUAUGCUUAUGAUGGUAAUCGAAUAAGAAAGUGGAAUGUUUCAACCCAUAAGUAUGGAGAAGCUUGGCUUUCAGGAGAUAUUAUUGGCUGUGCAAUAGAUUUUGACAAUGAAAAUAUAACAUUUUUUAGAAAUGGCAAGAAUUUAGGAAUAGCAUUUGAAAAAAUAUCAAUGGGGCCAGGUAUAGUUUAUUUUCCAACUGUUAGUUUAACGUUUACUGAAAAUUUAACAGCUAAUUUUGGGACAACACCUCUGAGAUAUCCAGUCGCAGGUUACCAAUCUUUACAACUUGCUCCGACUGAACAGUUGCAAAAGUCCAAAAUUUUAUUUCAGUGGUUAGAAAAACUCCUCCAUCAGUACAAAAAUGUAGACAGUGAUAAUGAAUCAAACAAAGAAGAGAGAAUGAUGAGUAAUCGUGCUCUUUUGGCAUGCUUAGCAAGAUGCAUUUUAAAAGAACUGGGACCUCUUGUUGAAAUACCUUAUGUUGCCCAAGAAAUUUUUGUUCCCUUUUUUAAAAAAUUAUCAAACAGUGAUCCUAAUACUACUCAAAUGCAUACUUGCUUAGAUUUAAUGUGGACAUUUUUUGAAAUUCACGAAAUGAAAGCUUGUUUAGAGUCUAGCGUCGUCUAUCUCUCAUCAGUAUUUCGACAAGUUUCUGUUAACAUUGAGUAUCCAGAGCAACGCACAGCAUUGGCUGCACUUAACAGCUUAUGUCAACAUGAAAAAACGAGACAAUUUCUGCUACAAUUCGUUUUAUUCGAUAAAGUGAAGUUCGCUAGCUUCCUACACGUCAAGCCGCUGGAGGAAAGUUGCUUGAUGAACGUUGUAAAUAAAGUUUGGUGGGAAACGAAUCCAACCGAUUCGAUUGUCGAAAGUGCAAAAAUACCGUAUUUUAAGGCUUGCGAAAAAAUUAAGGAUUGGGUAACUGAGGUUGAAGUUCUGCAAGUUAAACUUCUAACGUUACUUUUAAACAACAAAGAUGGCUGCGCCACUACGCCAACAUCACGGACAAUAUUUUUAAGAAAGUUUCGUCGUUUUGUUCAAGUGAACAUACUGAGCGGUCGCAUUCCUCUCCCGAUCGCCCUUUGCUGCUUUCAACGACUGCUGGUAACGUUCAAAUUGCUGUGGGAUGCGGAAGUAGGAACCAGUCCGGUAUUCGUUCCAGUUAAGACGUUCUGCGAUGGAUCCAUAAAUUAUGCAGGAAUCGAUCGACUUGGCGGGGUCUUAUCGCAUCUGACCAAAACAUUUAGAAAUGAUUUACAGCAACUUUUAGGAGCGGAAAAUGAGAACGCCACCGAGACUGAUAAUUCUCACUUGACUACCAAUUUAUUCCGCGGAGGCACCAGAGUUGAGGAUUCACCGGUCAUCUCAGUUUUCGCGCGAAUGAUAAAUAUAAAUUCCUUGAACAGCGGUGGAUCCACGAUUUUAGAGAGAAUCGGUUACUUUCCUUACAAUAGAGAGGACAGAACACCGUUACAACUCGGCCCCAUCGAUUCGGCGGUAUCUCUUUACGAAUUGCUCGAUGGUCUGAUAAUGUUUUAUCAUGUAUCGGCUAAAAAACAAAUCGCCCAAGUUUCUACGUUACGCGAAGCCAUGGGGGAUUUCAUUGUAGCCAUGUGCGCUACAAAAAGUCGGUUAGAGAUCAUUCAAAAAACGAAAGACGAAGAGUCUCAACAAAUCGAAUCUCAGCUCAUGAAAACCAUCGAGAUAUUCGACGAGAAGCUGAGCGAGCUGUCCCGACACAUGGCAUGGGUUCGCGCUGCCAUUUAUUCUGACGAGAAUCAGGAGAGACUGGCUUGGCUCUUAAAAAUCGUCAUAUCAACGCUGCAAAGUGCUAGUCAAAGUGGCAAUUUGUUCAGUUUUGUUCCUGAAUUUUAUCUAGAGGCUUUGGGCGACAUUGUUACCGGUUUGAAAAACCAUAUCCACCCGACAGCACCCUUGGAAAAUAUUCCUCAUUUCAAAUUACUUUUGCAAGAUGUGGCGCAAUUUUUAUGUGAUCAUUUCCUAGACAGCAGAAUAGUCAAUGCCAAUUCCAAGGAUACGAUGAUUUUGGCACUGGCUGGGUUCGCUUCGAAUCCGUUGACACUAGAAGCCUUAGAAAACGUACCGUUCGAAUCACGAUCGCGCAUGGUUGCUAAUCUCCUUCGUUCUUAUGAAAACAGAGCUUGGGCUCAGUCAAAUUGGAUUUUGGUCCGAUUUUGGCAAGGUCAUGGUUUCGCGUUCCGUUAUGACAAGAGUCCUCAUAUGGCUAACAAGAUCGGUCCAAAAAUACUGACUCAAGAAACGACUUCGCAAACUAUGAAGCCAUGCCCAUCAGUAGUGUUUCAAGAACACGUGAGACACGUUCUAUUAUCAAACAAUCAAUCGGCUACUUUAUUUUUGAACUCUCUUUUGAACCAGUUGAACUGGGCCUUUUCCGAGUUCAUUGGAAUGCUGCAAGAAAUUCACAAUGUUUCUUCGAGACCUCAAAGAGUCUUGAUUGAAUCGAGACAAUUGAAAGUGUGUGCAACUUGCUUCGAUCUAGCUGUAUCGUUAAUCAGAGUCUUGGAAAUGAUCGCUUCCAAAGCCGUUGAAAUAUUCGCCGAUCCAUCUCUUCCUACGAGUGAUAAUCUUUUGGCCCGGUUAUGCCAGCUAAUUUGUCAAAUAUUGAACCGAACCAGUACUCAGACUAGUUCCUUCCAGCAUGUCGUCCUUUUGGAAAUACCAGAUCUUCAAUCAGUGGAUCAUUUUCCUAUCGUUACAUCUGUUAUAGGAAUCGUCGUAGCUUUAUUGAAAGAUGAUAUAGCGCUGCCCCUUUCGGAUAACGUUCCGAGAGUCACGAGAGCUCUGAUCAGCGAACCCAGCUUCCAAAUCGCUUCUUUACAUUUUGCUUUAGGAGAUUCCACCAAUGGAAAAAUUCAAAAUAUGAAGAAAUUUUCUUUAUUAAACUAUGAAAGUUACGUUUCCAAGGAAGAAAUUGCUAGUGUCCAAAGAGUCAUUCAGCACUUGGAUCAUUAUCGCACAAAAUUACCAUUAGCUGAGACGCCGUGCAGUGAUGACGAUCUGUGCACGAUUUGCUACGCCUAUCCAGUGUCUGCCAUGUUCAAGCCGUGUAAUCACACAUCUUGUCAGUCUUGCAUAGAUAGGCAUCUUCUCAAUAGUCGUGACUGUUUUUUCUGCAAAGCAACGAUCAAACAGGUUGUAUCUAUUGACGAUAAUCGAGUGUUGCACGAGUUUUCAAGUGGAUCGUCGAUAGAGUCAAUGGAUUCGGAGAGUUAAAUUAUUCAAAGUAAAUUUAUGCUGAAAAAAGAAACUUUAUUCGCGUCAGAUUUCGUUAUAUAUUAU